Quercus robur (English oak) is the source of this 1491-nucleotide messenger RNA. RefSeq lists its product as uncharacterized. Gene Ontology annotation, biological process: DNA integration. The transcript has 3 exons. The record is from RefSeq and is a predicted model, not a curated record. Lineage: Eukaryota; Viridiplantae; Streptophyta; Magnoliopsida; Fagales; Fagaceae. The coding region runs from base 1 to 1491 and encodes 496 amino acids. Gene Ontology annotation, molecular function: RNA-DNA hybrid ribonuclease activity; nucleic acid binding.
AUGAACCUCCCCACGGUACAGGCCCUUAUUCAUAAAAGACCACUGCUACUCUAUUUGGCCACCAACUCGUAUGCCAUCGAUGCACUAAUCGCUCAGGAAGAUGGAGGUGGUGUCGAGCAGCCAAUAUACUACAUCAACUGCACCUUAAAAGAUGCAGAAACUCGUUAUCCAAGGGCAAAGAGAGCGUGUUUGGCCAUUGUAUACGCUUCGCAGAGGUUGCGUCACUAUUUCUUAGCCUAUGAAGUAUGGCUGAUGACUAAGUCUCAUGCCAUUAAAGCUCUGUUACAACAACCGAUCCUCUCCGGCAGGAUAUCCCAGUGGUUACUACAAUUAUCACAAUACGACUUAAGAAUGGAAACACCUAGGGCAGUGAAAAGUCAGGCUAUAGCAGAUUUAUUGACACAGUUUCCAGGAGAGGAAGAAUUCCCACUGGAUGAUGAAGUUCUAGGGGAAGUAGCCAUGGCAGAAGAAGUCAGAGAACAGUGGGUAAUGAAAUUCGAUGGGUCUUCUACUACCCAUUCCAGAGGGGUAGGAGUAGUUUUGUAUCAUGAAGAAGACAAGGCAGUGGCGCUGUCAUUUAAGCUGGAAUUUCCCUGUUCAAACAACACGGCGGAGUACGAGGCCUACUUAACCGGGCUUGCCACGGCUCUCGAAAUGGGAGUCAAACAUUUGAAAGUAUUGGGAAAUUCGAACUUGGUUGUCUGCCAGGCCAAGGGAAGCUUUUCCUUAAAGGAGCCUAGCCUAGCCCCCACUAGGAUAGAAGUCAGCAAGAGGGAAGAAUCCAUCAUUGAGGUGUUGAAGGAAAAGUUCCAAGAGGAACAGGGCGAAGGGGAUUGGCGAAUCCCCAUAAAGGAAAUCUUGGUAAAGGGAGAUGAUGCAGCAGAAUUAAAGAUGUUAAAAGACUAUGCCUUGGUAAAAGAAGAGUUGUACUGCAGGAUGCCAGGUGGGGUCUUAUCCAAAUGCGUGGGGCAGGAAGAAGCUCAUAGAAAAUUGAAAGAAAUACAUGACAAGACUUGCGGGUCUUGCGGAGAAGUUAAUCUUUACCGCAGACUUCAGAGAGCAGGCUUCUAUUGGCCAAGUAUGGGUAAAGAUGCAGAUCUAGUCCAAACCCAGUGUGGAACCUGCCAGCUUGCGGCAGACAGGGAGGAAAGUUACGCUGGCUUGCACAGCAUGGUCACCCCAUGGACCUUCCACACUUGGAGGCUAGAUUUGGUAGGGCUAGUCAACCCACCAUCACGUGAAUACAUAUGGAUAUUAGUGGCUAUAGAGUAUUUUACUAAAUGGGCAGAAGCAGUGCCACUCCGUAAGGCCACAGGGGGAGCAGUGGCAAAUUUCAUCAAAGAAAAUAUAAUUGUGAGGUUUGGGGUGCCCCACAAGAUCAUCAGUGACAACGGCACACCAUUUGUCAAUAGUGAUGUAAGGAGGAUGCUAGAGUUCUACCAAGUUAAGCACCACAGGUUGUCACCUUAUUACCCUCAAGGGAAUGGGUAG